Cladophialophora yegresii CBS 114405 is the source of this 1383-nucleotide messenger RNA. RefSeq lists its product as uncharacterized. The transcript has a single exon. NCBI's taxonomy places the organism in Eukaryota, Fungi, Ascomycota, Eurotiomycetes, Chaetothyriales, Herpotrichiellaceae. The record is from RefSeq and is a predicted model, not a curated record. Gene Ontology annotation, molecular function: FAD binding. Bases 1 to 1383 code for a protein of 460 amino acids.
AUGUCCGCCGCGGCACAGCUGAAGGUGCUCGUCUCCGGAGCCGGCAUCGCGGGCCCGUGUUUCGCAUACUGGCUCGCCCGGACACGGCUGCGCACAUCCAUCACGGUCGUCGAACGCUCACCCACGCCCAGAGUCACGGGCCAGGCGAUCGACAUCCACGGCCCGGCCAUCGAAAUCGUCAGGCGCAUGCAGCUGCUCGAGGCCAUCCGCGCGCGCUACACCACCGAGCAAGGGACCGUGUUUUUGAACUCCGCGGGAAAACCCGUCGUGCAGUUCGACGCCGGCGAGACGUUCACGGCCGAGUACGAGAUCUUGAGAGCGGACUUGUCGGAACUGUUUCUCGACGCGACGAAACCGUUCGACAAUAUCCGGUACAAGUACGGCGACAGUAUCGCGUCGGUGGACCAAACCAGCGACGAGAGUUGCGUCAGGGUGAAAUUUGCCAGCGGGGAGGAAGAUAUCUUUGAUGUAAUCGUCGCGGCGGACGGGGCCGCGUCGAGGACGCGGCCGAUGAUUAUGAAUGCGCAAUCAGUCAAGCAUAAGCGUCAACAACUACAUUAUGGCAGUGACGCAAAGGUAAACCAGUCUGUGACCAAGGACAAGCAAGACGAUACCAACACGGAAUUUGAAAAGUCCAAGGGCGCCUCGUUCAACUUCCUGGGCAUGUAUACUGCGUUUUUCAGCAUCUCCAGCCUCCCCAACGAUUCGCGAAUGUGGCAGAUCUACAGCCUGCCCAAGGGGUUGUCCAUGAUGAUCCGCCCGCACCGGAACCCGGCCACCAUGGGCGCGUACUUGUCCAUCACGAUGCCGCAGCGCGGGGUCCGCUCGCCCGAAAUCGACGCCGCCAUGGACGAGGGCGUGGCGGAGACCAAGAAGAUGCUGCACAGGUACUUUGACGGUUGCGGGUGGGAGGCCGAGCGUGUGAUGGAGGGCAUGGACCGCGCGGACGACUUCUACGCGUCCGGCGCCGUGCAGGUCAAGCUGCCGAAAUGGACGAACGGGCGGGGCGUGUUGCUUGGCGACACGGCCUGGGCGACUUUUGGGGCUGGGACCACGCUGGCCAUUGGGGGCGCUUACAUCCUCGCUGGCGAACUGGCGAAGAUUCAGAGCAGUGCAGAUAUACCUCGGGCGCUGGAGAGAUACGAAGAGGUCUUUCGUCCCAUCUACGCAAAGAUGGAUGACUUGAUUCCCGGGUUUCCUCAGAUCAUGUUCCCGCAGACUAAUUGGGGUAUCUGGACCCGGGACUCGGUAUUGUGGUUCUGCAGCAAGACGAAGAUGUACAAGCUGCUUGCCAUGGGGCCGGGGGUACAUUGGGACCUGCCUUCUUACGACUGGGUGGAUACUGAGGAGUCAGGAAUGGUGAAGGUGAAGUCAUUGGGAUAA